UCUAUCUCUCUCCUCACUCACUCUCUCUCACUAUGUCUCAGUCUCACGUUUCAAAACCUCUCUUCUUUACCAUAACUCUCUACUACAUCAUCUUCUUCUUCCUCUGUAACUCAGUUUCUCUCACAUGUUCUUCAUCAUCUCUCUCUCUUCACUUCCCUCUCACAUCUCUCCAUCUCUCUCCAACCACAAACUCUUCUUUCACAACAUCUCUCCUCUCUCGCCGGAACCCGUCGUCGUCGUACACUUUCCGGUCAAACGUCAAGUACUCAAUGGCUCUAGUCAUCUCUCUCCCCAUAGGAACACCAUCUCAGUCUCAAGAGCUUGUUCUUGAUACGGGAAGCCAACUCUCAUGGAUCAAGUGCCAUCCCAAGAAAAUCAAGAAACCAAUAACGACGUCGUUUGAUCCUUCUUUGUCUUCUUCCUUCUCUGACUUGCCUUGUUCUCAUCCUCUUUGUAAACCACGAAUUCCCGAUUUUACCCUUCCCACUUCUUGCGACUCGAACCGUCUCUGUCACUAUUCUUACUUCUACGCUGAUGGAACCUUUGCUGAGGGUAAUCUCGUCAAAGAAAAGUUUACUUUCUCUAAUUCCCAAAUUACCCCUCCUUUGAUUCUUGGUUGUGCUAAAGAGUCUACAGACGAGAAGGGUAUUUUGGGAAUGAAUCUUGGUCGUCUCUCUUUUAUCUCGCAAGCGAAGAUUUCUAAAUUCUCUUACUGUAUCCCAACCCGGUCGGACCAGUCCGGUUUAGCUUCAACCGGUUCGUUUUAUCUCGGUGAUAACCCGAAUUCACGUGGUUUCAAAUACGUCUCUCUUUUGACUUUUCCUCAGAGUCAACGCAUGCCGAACCUAGACCCUCUGGCUUACACAGUACCUUUGCUCGGUAUCAGAAUCGGACAAAAGAGACUCAACAUACCCGCUUCUGCUUUUAGACCCGACGCUGGCGGGUCGGGUCAAACCAUGGUGGAUUCGGGUUCUGAAUUUACCCACUUAGUCGACGUGGCGUAUGAUAAAGUCAAAGAAGAGAUAGUGAGGCUUGUGGGAUCAAGAUUAAAGAAAGGUUACGUGUACGGUUCAACGGCUGACAUGUGUUUCGAUGAGAACAUCGGACGGUUGAUAGGAGAUCUUGUGUUUGAGUUUGGGAGAGGUGUCGAGAUCCUCGUUGAGAGACAGAGACUUUUGGUUAACGUUGGAGGUGGAGUACACUGCGUUGGGAUCGGACGGUCGAGCAUGCUUGGUGCAGCUAGUAACAUAAUCGGGAACGUUCAUCAGCAAAAUCUUUGGGUUGAGUUUGAUGUGACCAAUAGGAGAGUUGGUUUCAGUAAAGCCGUGUGUAGCAGAAUAUCGCCGUGAAUAUUCGUCUGUGGUCGUGCGUAUGGUGUGAGAAUUGUACCGGAUAAUGAUCAUCGUUGGAUGAUGUUUGAUCGUACGGUGUAUAUUAAAUAUUACAUCAGUUUUGGAAAACUGGGAUUUGUGGGUCUGUCUCUUUAGGAAGAAGGACAUCUGUCUGAAGCAAAACUUGUCAUCUUUAUUUGGCUCUCAUGGAACUAUGUAUCAAUGUAAUGAUGUAUGUAUGUAACUAUAAUAAUAAUUAAAGGAGUUGAUAUGUGUUAAUUACUA
This is a messenger RNA of Capsella rubella, 1616 nucleotides long. RefSeq names its product aspartic proteinase PCS1. The transcript has a single exon. The record is from RefSeq and is a predicted model, not a curated record. Gene Ontology annotation, biological process: proteolysis. Gene Ontology annotation, molecular function: aspartic-type endopeptidase activity. Bases 33 to 1349 code for a protein of 438 amino acids. Lineage: Eukaryota; Viridiplantae; Streptophyta; Magnoliopsida; Brassicales; Brassicaceae.